UUGCCCUUCAAAAGUCACAAAAUGAAGUCAACAGUGUUCAGCAUCGACUUGGUUGCCAACGACAGUGGAGAGAAUUUACCCCGAGAUCAGACAUUAGAUUUCUAUAAUAAGAGAGAAAGCUGCGACACUAGCAGUGGCAGCGGAAUUCCAAGUACGACACCUGGAACGUCAACCAGCAGCAGACGCAUUACUCUGAACAGAAGCGUUUCAACUAGAAGUCAUUACUCUAACACCCUCUCGACAGGACGAACUUUAAUAUAUCUGAUUAAAGCCAAUUUGGGUCCUGGUCUUUUCGCUAUCCCAGCCGCGUUUAAAGACGCCGGGAUAGUGGGCGGAUCCAUAGGGGUCCCCAUCAUGGCGAUUCUCUCUAUCCACUGCAUGCAUUUGCUUGUUAAAUGUACAGCAGAGUUAAAGUCGCGAUGUGGUGAUCCAGACAUGGCGAUGGACUAUCCCCAAGCUAUUGAAACAGCCUGCCUAACUGGAUCUAGGAAAAUAGGCAAAUGCGCAACAAUAGCCAGGAGGUUAAUCAAAGUUUCUGUGUUCUUCAAAGAAUUGGCUUUUUGUUCCGUCUUUAUUCUAUUCGCCGGCUACUAUUUACGACAGUUGGUGAGCUAUUAUUCCCCGGGUAACGAGUGGACCAUCAGACACUGGACGGCCAUAAUGAGCCUCCCUGCUCUUGUAAUGGCUUGCAUUCAAAAUGAAAAGUUUCUACACACUCUCUCGUAUUUUGCGAGCGGAAUUAAAGCUUUCAGCUUGAUCGUUCUGUUUGUCUACAUCUUCAAGGAUGAUUUGCCUCACGUCACAGAGCGCCCAGCGUUUUCUAAACCUUCCUACAUGCUGCUCUACUAUGGAACAGUUAUCUUCGCCUUCGAAGGCGUUACACAAGCCCUGCCACUACAUGACAACAUGCGAACGACACAGAAUUUUGGAGGAUGGAAUGGUGUUCUCAAUACGGGAAUGGUAAUCAUCAGCUGUCUUUAUUUUGCCGUCGGUUUCUAUGGCUACUUGAAAUACGGAGACAUUACAUACCCCAGCAUCACCAUGAAUUUACCCAAAGAAGAUGUGAUAUGUCAAGUAGUCAAAAUUGGACUCAUCAUCGCACUAUUGAUUAAUUACGGUAAUCAAUUGCACGCCGCCGUAGAGAUCACAGGGCCAACAAUCGACAGACGCUACAGCAAUGAACGAAGCCGAAUGUUUGCCAAAGUUGGAAUUCGAGCUACUCUCUUCGUCUCUAGUGUGUUGGUGGCUUUGAUCACAGAAAACUUGGACCUGUUGAUGUCACUGGCUGGAGCUCUCACUUGCACUUUUGUAUGCCUCAUUUUCCCUCCCACCCUAGAUAUAAUCACCUUUUGGCACAAGUCUUUCGGGUGCUUCUGGCUAACCAAAAAUAUUUUCAUUAUUCUGAUAGCACUGGUGGCAUUUGCCACAGGUACACUAGAAGCAGUGAUGGCCUUUGAAUAUUACUUUGAUGACAAUUUUUUGGGGGAUUCAUAGUAAUAGGAUAAAAUGUGUUCACUUAUUAAAGAAAUUUUAAAACUGUCAAUGGUGGAGGAGUCAAAACUCAAGAUGGCUUGACAGAUCACUUUUUCAUUCACGUGAUUUCUAAGGAUGAUUGCCAACAAUUGCAUCCAAUAUACAUAUGUACAUAAAACAUCUACAGUAAUGUGGAGGCUCUUAAUAAGCAGAACUGUGAUUUCCUAACGCUUGUUUAGUGGUCAGGCUGACUUAUUUUCAAACACAUGCAUCGAUAACGUGAAUAAAAAUCGUAAAUAUU
Daphnia pulex (common water flea) is the source of this 1774-nucleotide messenger RNA. RefSeq names its product proton-coupled amino acid transporter 2-like. Lineage: Eukaryota; Metazoa; Arthropoda; Branchiopoda; Diplostraca; Daphniidae. The record is from RefSeq and is a predicted model, not a curated record. Gene Ontology annotation, molecular function: amino acid transmembrane transporter activity. Gene Ontology annotation, biological process: amino acid transmembrane transport. The coding region runs from base 22 to 1494 and encodes 490 amino acids. Gene Ontology annotation, cellular component: vacuolar membrane. The transcript is spliced from 6 exons.